Messenger RNA from Orbicella faveolata, 846 nucleotides. Its product is annotated as putative skeletal organic matrix protein 5. NCBI's taxonomy places the organism in Eukaryota, Metazoa, Cnidaria, Anthozoa, Scleractinia, Merulinidae. The record is from RefSeq and is a predicted model, not a curated record.
AUGCCUCGCGCUGAAGUGCGCACAACUUUGCAUUAUAACUCGUCGUACUGGAGCGAUAAAAAUGAAUUCAACCUUCCUGGAGGGAAGACUGGGUUUGACACACAAGAGACCAAGCUACCGACCUACUGGAACACAUCAUUUUACAAGAUAUGUCUUGGUAUGAAGAUCGGCCAACAGAUCAACUUCAUUGUCAUUACCAGGGAGGCCACCUCUCUGUAUUCACUUAUCGCUGACGGGCAGUACCGCGCCACUACAGUGGGCCGUAACACCUGGAAGAAGCUGAUUGGUCCUCAGGCCUCAUUGCAGUUCAACUGUAACAAGGAAGGGUUCAAUGCUGUAGGUUCUUCUGAAUACAAUUCGAAAGCAAGAAUCGGCAUCAUUAGUAACCAACAAAAUGACUGCCUAUCCUCUGAUUCCAGAAUCGGGUUUGGUACAGGAGGGAAAUACGAUAACUCCAACACCUGUGGUAAUGAAGCAACGCGCUCACCAGAUAAUGGCAUCAGACACAUCAGAGCCAUGGGAUACAUUAUUGUACAGUGAGAAGGAACUGAUGAAGUGACGGCGAGAGCCAUUCAGUUCAUCGAUAUACUAAUUUUAGUAACAAACACAUCGAAGUCGUGUCAGUUCCAGUUUUUCUUUUUAUUCAGAAUGUUUAUUGAAGUUAGUUUUUUAGGCGUUGCUUUAAAAAAAAAGGUUCCCAUAUUAUAGACUUUGCGUGUCGGGUAUUUAAAAUGGAAGGUUUAGUACAUUUAAUACACUAAUAUAACAUAAGUUGGGUCACGACAGUUUUUAGUAUUUUUCAGCGACUUUUUGAUUGGUUCCCAUACAACCACUCUCUUUUGAUAU